AUGAGAGCGAAAUACAAAACUGAAAUCUUGUCUCAGCUACACAAUGCUCUAUGCCCGCGCCGGAUCUCCUCUUCCACAUCAUCCUCCACUCCUCUCCGUCUCUUUCCUCCGCAGACACCGAUUCAUAACAACAAAAACAUCACCCUCUCUCAGUUUCGCUUCCUGGGUGUUAACCAAUCUCCACACUUUCUACAUUCUCUUGCAACUCCCGACAGAAACUCCUUAGGACAGGACAAUCAAUCUUCUGUCGAUGUUCACAAUGUCCUAAAGAACCACCGUGGAAGCUCACCCGAAGAAAUCGAGCGGAUUCUCGUCAAGUGUGGGAUUGUCUUAACCGAAGGAUUGAUUUUAGAAGUGGUGAACCGGAACCGGUCUGAUUGGAAACCAGCUUACACGCUUUCACAAUUGAUCCGUAAACAGUCUGUUUACCUCUCUAGCUCAUCAGUGUACAACGAGAUCCUCGACGUUCUUGGGAAAAUGCGUCGGUUUCAAGAGUUCCACCAAGUGUUCGACGAAAUGCCUAAGAGAGAUGCAAAGACUUAUGAAGUCUUGUUAAACCGAUACGCUGCUGCUCAUAAGGUAGAUGAAGCUGUGAAGGUGUUCGAGAGGAGGAGAGAGUUUGGGAUAGAGGAUGAUUCGGUUGCGUUUUAUGUGCUAUUGAAGUGGUUGUGUAGGUAUAAGCAUGUUGAGUUUGCGGAGACUUUGUUUUGUUCUCGUGGAAGAGAGUUUGUUGGGUGUGAUAUAAAGGUGAUGAAUAUUAUUCUCAACGGGUGGUGUGUUUUGGGGAAUGUUCAUGAAGCAAAGAGGUUUUGGAAAGAUAUCAUUGCUUCUAAAUGUAGGCCUGAUGUUGUCAGCUAUGGGACGAUGAUUAAUGCGUUGACGAAGAAGGGGAAAGUUGGAAAGGCUAUGGAGCUUUAUAGAGCAAUGUGGGAAACGGGGAGAGACCCGGAUGUUAAGAUCUGUAAUAACGUUAUUGAUGCAUUGUGUUUCAAGAAGAGGAUCCCUGAGGCUUUUGGAGUGUUCAAGAAGAUGAGUGAGAAAGGUUGUUCUCCCAAUGUUGCGACUUAUAACUCGCUUUUGAAGCAUCUCUGCAAGUUAAGGAGAACAGAGAAAGUUUGGGAGCUAGUGGAGGAGAUGGAAGAGAAAGGAGGUAGUUGUUCGCCUAACGAUGUGACGUUCGGUUAUUUGCUAAAGUAUUCGCAGAAGCCUGAAGAUGUUGAGGUGGUUCUGGGGAGGGUGAGGAAGAACAUGUGUGAGAUGACAAGUGACUUGUACAAUUUGGUGUUUAGGUUGUAUGUGCAAUGGGGAGAUGAAGAGAAGGCAAGGGAGGUAUGGAAUGAGAUGGAGAGAAGUGGGUUAGGACCAGAUCAAAGAACGUAUACUGUUAUGGUUCAUGGUCUGCACACAAAGGGAAAGAUAAGAGAAGCAUUGAGUUAUUAUCGAGAUAUGAUGUCAAGAGGAAUGGUGCCAGAGCCAAGAACUGAGAUCUUACUAAACCAGGUCAAGGCCAAGCCAAAAGAUGAAGAAGACAACAAGCUUAGACUCAACAGUACAGAAGAAGAAACAGAAGUCGAAAUGAAUUAUACAUGA
Eruca vesicaria subsp. sativa (arugula) is the source of this 1590-nucleotide messenger RNA. Lineage: Eukaryota; Viridiplantae; Streptophyta; Magnoliopsida; Brassicales; Brassicaceae. The record is from the annotation of a GenBank genome assembly.